AUGGCUAUUGCACAACCUCCUCAAGCCGCCUUCAUCAAGACUCAUCACCAUAUCAUGCCCAGAGUCUUCCUGGUUACCGGCACCUCGACCGGUUUUGGCCAUGACCUGGUCCAAGAGAUACUAAACCGAGGCGACAUUGCCGUGGCGACCGCGCGCAGACCGGCGGCUCUCCACUUCGACAAGACCUCAGAGGACAGCUACCUAGCCUUGGAACUCGACGUAACAGAACCAAAAAGCAUCAAAGCAGCAUUCGCCAAGGCUGUGGAGCGCUUUGGACGCAUCGAUGUGGUCGUGAACAAUGCCGGCUACGGCCUCACGGGAUGCUUCGAAGAAUACACCGACGAGCAAAUCCGGACGCAGAUGGAAGUCAACUUCUUCGGUGUCAUCAACGUCUCAAGGGAAGCCAUUGCCGCCAUGAGAAAGCAGAAGCCUAGCGGCGGUGUCAUUCAACAAGUGACGAGCGUCGGUGGCCAACGGGGAGCCGCGUGCUUCAGCAUGUAUGCCGCAAGCAAAUGGGCAGUUGAAGGUUUCACAGAGUCACUUUCCAAGGAGGUCAAGCCGGAAUGGGGCAUUAAAUUUACCUGCAUUGAGCCCGGUGGUUUCCGGACCGAGUGGGCUGGUCGUUCAAUGACAUUUGCCGACCGUUAUCCGGACUACGAUCAUCUCGAUGCCAAAGCCAUGAUGAUGGCCCGGAAUGGAACCCAGCCUGGUGAUCCAAAGAAGGCCGCAAAGGUCUUUUACGAACUGGCCGUCAUGGAAAACCCGCCCUUGAGGAUCUUGCUCGGCUCAGAUGCGUACCCGGCCAUCCUGGCGAGGCUGGAGGCAGAGCGACAGAAUUUCAUCAAGUACGAGAAGCUCAGCUUGAGCACAGAUGUGGAUUAG
Molecule: messenger RNA, 882 nt
Organism: Talaromyces atroroseus
Lineage: Eukaryota; Fungi; Ascomycota; Eurotiomycetes; Eurotiales; Trichocomaceae
Exons: 2
Coding region: 1-882 (293 amino acids)
Molecular function (GO): oxidoreductase activity
Source: RefSeq, a predicted model, not a curated record